CACUGAGUGGUUGCAUUUUUAUUUAGUUCUCUGCUGCCUCUUCAUCAUGACUCUUAGAAGCAUCAUGGUUUUCAUCAUCCCAUUUUUCAUCAUAGUUGGGGUACUGAGCCCAGCUGACUCUGCUGGUAUUUGCUCCAGGCAACACUGCUGUAAAAGAUAUGAUGAUAUAGUGGUCAAUAUCCGUCACAUACGAGCCUACAAGGAGCAAAGUAAACAGGGAGACUGCAUCAAAGCCAUCAUUUUCUACACCACCAGUAACCACAAAGUCUGUGCAAAUCCAGAGGAUGAGUGGGUGAAGGACACUCUUAAAAGGCUGAAAAAGCCGGAUCAUGUUGAAUACUUAUCGCCCAAAACCGAAUAUCGACCAAGUCAAGUCUCAAGUCUUGGGAGCUCAAGUCCAGGUAAAGUCUCAAGUCUUGGGAGCUCAAGUCCAAGUAAAGUCCCAAGUCUUGGGAGCUCAAGACCAAGUGAAGCCCCAAGUCUUGGGAGCUCAAGUCCAAGUGAAGUCCCAAGUCUUAAGCGCUCAAGUCCAAGUAAAGUCCCAAGUCUUGGGAGCUCAAAUCCAAGUCAAGUCCCAAGUCUUAAGAGCUCAAAUCCAAGUAAAGUCUCAAUUCUUAAGAGCUCAAAUCAAUAUCAAGAAUCAAUUCUUGACUAUGCCUGUGACAAUGCUUAAAUAAUGGCCCAAUAAGUUCUAAUUACAUUUUUAAUUAAAAUAAGUGCAAUAAUUUGUGAAGGCAUGCUUGCUUUGUGGUUUCAUCUCAGUCACUGAAAUAUUUACCUUGUCCAAGAUUUUAUCCGGGACACUUUUUCUGCAGCGCGCUCACUUAGAUGUUUGGUUACUGUGCUGCGACUUGGCAGGCAGUAUCUUUCACCUACCACUGACAGAAUGUUUUUAAAGCUGGGCUUAUCGAUCGUACUUGGAUGUUGCAUGAAACAAUAAAGUCCUGUAUUACUGCUUCACUAAUAGCCUUUAGUCUGGGAUGUCCCUGGGUGUACAUUUGCACUCCUUUAGUCAGAAAGGACUCUAUACUGCUCUGUCCCUCUCCACUUGGUUGUUUUAUUUUUCUUUAUUAAACUGAGAAAACAUGUAGAUGAAGAAUGAUGUUUAUAUAGAUUAGUACUUAGCCUUCUCCUAUAUAAUUUUAUCAAAUUUUUUAAACUGCAUUUCAAGGCUUCCUUUUCUUCUCUGAUGAAAGUUGGUGGUGACACUGGGGUGGCGGCUGAUGGACCUACAGUUACUCAACCCGAGCCCUUUCAAAAGGGUUUGUAUUUGAAAAAAAUGAGCUCAAGCACAUAUUUAUGGAAUGCUUUUCUAUUAAUAUAAGAGUGCAACAAUACGGUUAUAAAUAGUUAGAAGAUGACCUUUAGUGCAUUUUUAAAAAUGGCUCAAAAACAUUCAUAAAAUCAUGAAAAACAGCCAAUAUCUGACUUCAGCAGCAGUACAUUUAUGCAUCCCUAGUAUAUACACAAUUUCAAUUUCAUCCAUUCAUCCAGGAAAAUUUCUAUGUAUGUAUGUAUGGACGGAUGGAUGGAUUCCCUUUCAGUGACAUAAGUGAUUAUCAAGAUUACAAGCAGCAAAAUCAAAUUCAGAAAUUUGUCCAACAUGUUUACAGCCAAAAUCUAUGUAUGUAUUGAAUGUUUUAUUUUAAAAAUAAAUUAUACACUAAUAUUUACUCUAUUAUUUGUGCUUUAAUUCUUGUAGGUUUCUUAUAUUUAAAUUAGAAGUCUGUGUCCUGCGAGUCUGGCUGUCUCUGUGCUGGCUGACACAGCUAUAUCUGAGUCUUGCUGAAUUACAAAAGGCAAAAUAUAUAUGUCGAAUCUAAUUAUAUCAUAGCAUAUUUUUGUUGUAGUAAACUUUCUGGUGAACUUACAGAUAUAUUGUAUUGCAUGUUGCCUAUCUCAGUAAAUCUGUUUUACCUUUAAUUCUGAAGC
Messenger RNA from Cyprinodon tularosa, 1932 nucleotides. Its product is annotated as C-C motif chemokine 14-like. Bases 47 to 673 code for a protein of 208 amino acids. Gene Ontology annotation, biological process: neutrophil chemotaxis; monocyte chemotaxis; cellular response to tumor necrosis factor. The transcript is spliced from 5 exons. Gene Ontology annotation, cellular component: extracellular region. The record is from RefSeq and is a predicted model, not a curated record. Gene Ontology annotation, molecular function: chemokine activity; CCR chemokine receptor binding. Lineage: Eukaryota; Metazoa; Chordata; Actinopteri; Cyprinodontiformes; Cyprinodontidae.